Cyprinus carpio (common carp) is the source of this 1727-nucleotide messenger RNA. RefSeq lists its product as uncharacterized. NCBI's taxonomy places the organism in Eukaryota, Metazoa, Chordata, Actinopteri, Cypriniformes, Cyprinidae. The record is from RefSeq and is a predicted model, not a curated record.
UGACAUGCGCAGUGCGCGCAACUAAAGUCGGUCAUUCCGUAGGACGGACUAAUUGACGCGGUAGUAGUGAAACCGGUAGGAACUCUGUCGGUAUCGUAUCUAUAACAUGUAUAUGAAUCAGCGCUUCAGAUCUGAUUGGAUUCGCCGUGAGAUCUGACCUACACCUGAACUCUCCACUAACUUCAGACACAAGUGACUCUAAACUCGUCUGAAGUUUGAAACAGUUCGAGGCUGAGUCGCGUGCAUCUGUUUUGUUUUUAGUAUCAUUGUUUUAAUACUAGUGACUUUGUCAAUGCGUUUGGUUGCGUUCAGCUUGUCGCCACUCAACUGAUUCCUCCGGACGUCGAGGUGAUAUUAUUUACCAGCGAUGGCAGACGUGGUGGUCAGGCCUGCUUCCCCCUCACCCUCCUCCUCUCUCCUGGAGAUCAAAGCGGAGACGCGGCUGGUGCUGAAGUCUUUUCUGCGUCACUCUCUGUCGAUUCCUCCUGGAGAGAGGCCUGGAAGGAUAGGAGGAGAGUACAACGACCCAAACAAAUACAGUGCCUCAACAAAAGACAAAUUGAAGAAAGAUGCAAAUGGAUGGGACUCUUUGGAUGAUGAGAUCAGUGCAGCAGAGGAAAAGAAACAUGGAAUUAAAAACUUAAUAAAAAGAAGACUGAGAUCCCGUUCAUCUAUGAUCCGCCGUGCUAAGAAAGACAGCAGUUCUGACCCGACUCCAAACAGCAGCCUGGAGAAGCAGAGUCAGCCGGGCCAGUCUGACAAGCCAUCAACAAAUGGAACACGCAGUUUACCCAGAAAAACAGAGGAAGAGAUAUUUGCACCAUCUUCUGCAUCUGAAGAGGAAGGUGACAGAAAAUCAGGGGACAAAAAUAAGAAAAAGAAGAAGAAACUGAAGAUAUCUGAUAUACUCAAAAAAGUGUCAUUCAAAAAAGAAGAGCCUCGUCCUCCACGCCCAACCUCUCUGCCUUUCAGAGUUGUUGCAGAUGUUCCACAACCUGAGGAUCAUUCUGUUUCACCAUCCCAUCCACCUGAGUUUUAUGACGGUGUAGCAGAAACUCUGGACAGAAUUGCACAGAAACACACUGUGAAAAAGAAAUCACCUGUUAAACCAGAGCCUGCGCCAAGUGCACUUAAAGACAAUGACAAAGAGGCUGUGGUUCAACAGCUAGUUCAGAUAUUGACUUCAGAGGGGGAUGUCAUAAACGGGAAGAUAAAUGCCAGUCCCUUCCUGCGGUCCACCCUCACACGCCUCUCCUACCCAUCCUUUGCCAAACUCCUUGACAUGUACGCUAGUCAGAGUGAAGAGCCCCCCGCUCCGGCUCCGGUCAGCCCUACGCUGCGGCGUCUCGCCAUCACCAUGGAUGUGUCUCGACGAGUGGUCACGGCCACUGGAGUUCAGCGUCUGACGGGGUAUGCUGAACGCUACAUGGAGAGCUUUGCACCAUGGGUGAGGAGUCAUGGAGGAUGGGGGAACAUUGCACAAUUGGAUGAGGUUCUGGAGUGUGAUUGACCUCAGUCAUUGACCUUACGGUAGAUCUGUUCAUUAUGAACUCUGGAUCAUGUAGCAUGACCUCUGUGAGGAAACGAAGUACAAGAACCAGCCGGCUGGGCAACUGACACUACUUGAUUAUAUGGUUUCUCUGCUGAUGUAUUUAUUCUUUUGUAUUUUGGAUGUUUUUCAUUUUUUUUAUGUGACUUUUAUACCAAAAUACAUGAUUUCAAUCAUC